Molecule: messenger RNA, 1397 nt
Organism: Tarenaya hassleriana
Lineage: Eukaryota; Viridiplantae; Streptophyta; Magnoliopsida; Brassicales; Cleomaceae
Product: transcription factor bHLH113
Exons: 7
Coding region: 648-1118 (156 amino acids)
Biological process (GO): regulation of transcription by RNA polymerase II
Cellular component (GO): nucleus
Molecular function (GO): protein dimerization activity; DNA-binding transcription factor activity, RNA polymerase II-specific; RNA polymerase II cis-regulatory region sequence-specific DNA binding
Source: RefSeq, a predicted model, not a curated record
AAUUCUUGAAAGUAAAUGAAUAGAGAGAGAGUGUGUACAAUGAGAAAUGAAUGAACAUUUACUUCACCGGGAAAGAAACAAAAAACAAAAACGAAGAAAAGGAAAAGAGUUAUAAAAGAGGAGGUCCCUCCCCCUCCGAUUUUUGCCUGCUUCAGAUUUCUUUGGUACAUCUCUCUCUCUUUCAUGCCGAGAUUUCUUCUUCUCAACACGACGACGCCGUUUUAGGCGACCUAAGCUCUGCAAAAGCUCCAAGACGAGCUUCGACACCGAAAAGUUGAAAACUUUCCGAACGCUGACUGAGAAUAUAACUGACGAAUUUCAGAGAAAUGAGUCCUCUUUAGGUUUUUUUUUUCUUCUCCUAUUUCUCUGUGUUUGGACCAAGAACAGUCGAAGAGUGAAAGCGUUUCUGGGUUCAUCAUUUUCUCGGUCGAUAAAAACCAAAGCAAAAAAAAAACUUUUUUUUUUCGGUUUGGACGAAGAAAAAUCGAGACUUUUUGAAGUUCUGAGUGGUGGGUCUUGGGGAACUGUAAAGCUUUUUGACUGUUUCUGGCAAAUGCUGAGACGAUUCUCUCUAGACGCGGAGCAAGUUGUUGGGUUGUCUGGUCUGGUGUGUGAACGGAACAUGUUUCCUCUGCAACUUGCUUUGGAUGGAAAUCUCUAGAGAUUCAGGAAUGAUGAUGGAAGAUAAACGGUCUCUCUACUCUCUCGAAGAAAGCAGUAUCAGUUCUCUGUCACCGAAACGGCACAAGUCCAGUAUCUCUUUCUCCUCCAAGGAGAGGAAGGACAAGGUCGGAGAACGAAUUUCAGCUCUUCAGCAGCUGGUUUCCCCUUAUGGAAAGACAGAUACAGCAUCAGUUCUUCUGGAGGCUAUGCAGUAUAUACAGUUUCUUCACGAACAAGUCAAGGUGCUAAGUGCUCCAUAUCUGCAGAUGAAUCCCGCAAUUAAGGAGCAGGAGGGGGAGUUUGAGCAUUACGGACUGAGAAACAGAGGCUUGUGUCUUGUCCCGAUCUCGUACACGUUAGGAGUUGCUCAAAGCAACGGGGCCGAUAUUUGGGCGCCUGUCAAGACUCCUCCUUCUCCAGCUUUCGGCGUUAGAUCUCACUCACCCUUCCAAUGAUUGAUUUCCCGCCAUGACCUCAAAUUCCGAAGAUCUUUGUCGAAGUUAUCUUUCAACGGUGCAUUUGUAACAUAUAAAUGGAGAUUCGAAGAUUGGUUUCAGAACAGCUAAUGGUUUUUCUCAAGGGCAAUGGCUGUUCUGUUUCUCUGUCUGCCUAAUUGCUUUGAUGGGUGGGUGCUUCUUGAUGCAUCUCUUCCCCACUGCUUGGACUUGUAUACUAUUCGUCUAAAUGAAGUUCUUCACUCUAAAUUUCUAAUGCUAAAUCAAACUUUUCAUGGA